Messenger RNA from Amorphotheca resinae ATCC 22711, 790 nucleotides. RefSeq lists its product as hypothetical. The coding region runs from base 165 to 431 and encodes 88 amino acids. NCBI's taxonomy places the organism in Eukaryota, Fungi, Ascomycota, Leotiomycetes, Helotiales, Amorphothecaceae. The record is from RefSeq and is a predicted model, not a curated record. The transcript has a single exon.
GUCCCAUAUCUCAUAUCUCAAACCUCACACCUCACAUCUCACACCUGACCUCUCAUCCUUCACUGUCUCACUGCCGUCCCCUCUCUUAUGAUAAGUCAAUCAUAUCACCUGAACCCCCCCUUUCAACCCUUCAACCCUUCAACCCUUUAACCCUUUCAAGUGUUAUGCUGUCCACCCCUCUAGAGGUCUUGCUUCUGCUUCCAACUCUCUUGCAAGUUGCUCCCCCUUCCAGCCCCAAUGUCCAUUAUGUGUCUCUCCCAAAGACCAGUGCCGACGCGUGGCGAAAUGCUGAGAUUCUCCGCGGGAGGCGUAUCUGCUCGUUCCCUGUUACUCCAGAUCCUGUCCCCCGUUGGAAGCCCUGGUGGGACUCUAUGACCUUCCGUGCUUCAUGCAUUUCAGUCACGCCCGUUUCUUUGCAAAAGGCAAAAUGACAGAUCUCCCUCGCCAAUCUGGGUAUCACCUGCUAGGGGGACACAGAUCGAUCUGAGGACCCGGGCGCCCGCAUAAGUGUGAUUUCUCUUCAUAUCCAGGCCGUUGUUUCUCAAUCUAUUCGUGGCCCAACUCCUUGCGUCUUCCUGCCGUCUUCAAGAAGCGAGAUCAAUAGGGUGAUUGAUAGGUGGCCGGAACCCUAUAUUGCGCUUUAGGCGCGGGGAGUGCAGAACGGACUGCUUUUGAACCGGUUGUCUUGUACGCGGGUAUCACUUCUAUGCUUGUCUUUUUGACCAAAAGGAAAGGAAUGCUGGCCCAAGCGUUCCUGUGUCCAGUCCCCCUUCUGUUGCAUCAUCUCUAC